AUGAUUUUACCACAAAUAAAACAUCAAAUACCAUUUAUUUGUUUUUCAUUCAUUGGUUUCAUAUUAAAUUUUAUUUCAUUAUUUGUAUUCUUAUUUGGUGGUGAUUUAACCAUUCGUUCACGAAGUCAUCAAUCUACACAACAUGGUAAUAUUCUAUUAGAUAAUGAAUAUUCCAAUAUAUCUAAAUGUACAAUUAUACAAUCAACAAGAUCACGACAUCGUAAACGUACACAAAGUUCAUUUAUGAUUAGUUUAAUAUUUUUAUGUGGAUGUGAAGUGAUUUUUAAUUUAGGUGCAUUUAUAUUUAAAUUAAUUCAAGUAUUAUCAUCAUAUUUUAUUCAUCAAAUUCCAAUGGAUAAAUCAAAUCAUAUACCACCUGAUAUGACAUUAAUUAUAUUACCAGUUAUACAAAAUAUUUUAAUGUUUAUUGCUGAAGUAGGUCUAUUUUCUCGUAAUUGGUGUGUAUGUUUAAUUACGGCAGCUCGAGCUGAAGUAGUUAUUUGGCCACUGGGUUCACGUUCAUGGCAAAGAAUUUUAAGAAAUCCACGAAAAUUUAUUCAAAUAUUUAUUCUAUUAUUAUUGAUAUCAAUUAUAAUAGCUGGUUUAAAACAUACAGAUUAUAUUUCAUUAUUAUGUUAUGAUCCAAUUAAUCAUCAAUAUGGGAUGUGGUCACAAGAAUAUAUGUUCACACAUAAAUCAUUCUCACUUUAUAUGAGUUUUAUUGUUUUACCAUAUCGUGCAGUAAUUACUUGGAUUCUUAUCAUAUUAUUUACAAUUAUGAUUAUUAUUAGAUUACGUCCAUGGAGAAAAGAAUCAUCAUUAUUACAAAUAUCUCAAUCAAAAUCAUUAGAUGAUAUACCAAUGACAAAUGAAAAUUCACAACAAGAUGCUAUACGUAAACGUCAAAAAGGUCAAAUGAAAGCGACACGUGUUGUAUUAAUGGUUGCUUUAGCAUUUGGUUUAUUAGAAUGUAUGAAUUUUAUGAUAUCAUUAUGUCAAACAUUUAAUUUACUUGAUAAUAAUCAUUUAAGUCGUUUACUUGAAACAAUUGGCAAUACAUUAAUCACUAUUGAUUCAAUAUGUAAUUUUUUUGUAUUUAUUUCAUUAAUGUCUUAUUUUCGUAUAAUAUUUUUACAGAUAUUCUGUUGUAAAACAUUCAAUAAUCAACAAAAUAUUCCAACCAAUAGUACUUCAUAUACUUCGGUAAAUCAUUCAAUAAUUGGGUCAUAG
Molecule: messenger RNA, 1230 nt
Organism: Schistosoma margrebowiei
Lineage: Eukaryota; Metazoa; Platyhelminthes; Trematoda; Strigeidida; Schistosomatidae
Source: the annotation of a GenBank genome assembly